Molecule: messenger RNA, 3051 nt
Organism: Hibiscus syriacus
Lineage: Eukaryota; Viridiplantae; Streptophyta; Magnoliopsida; Malvales; Malvaceae
Product: synaptotagmin-5-like
Exons: 14
Coding region: 310-2760 (816 amino acids)
Molecular function (GO): lipid binding
Source: RefSeq, a predicted model, not a curated record
AAUGACUUUUGACUUUUCCUCUCUCUCUGUGGCUCUUAAUUCUCUUACACGGAAGAUGGAGACUCAAAGUUGGUAUCUUUGGAUUUGUUCCUUUGGAUUCCUUUUAUGAGUUUUCCAUUACGAAUACAUCUGGAUACUGUUAUCAUAACCCUUUUAUUUGUCCUUUUGGCUCAUUUUCUACGGUGGGGAGAUGUCGAAAAAGUAUGGAUUUGUGAGUUUGGGCUGAGACUUUUAAGGUAAACCACAGAUUUUUGUUUUCCUUGGAGGACGAAGAUUUGGAGAUUAUUUUUCUUGUUGGUGUUAGCUGAAAUGGGUAGAAGAAGAAAAAGAAGCUUGGUGAACGUUGAUGGAGUUGUGGACUUUUUCAACAAUGUUAUGGUGGAGAAGAAGCCUUAUCUUCCUUUUCUGAUCCCUUUGAUUUUGAUAUUCUGGGCUCUGGAGAAAUGGUUUUUCUCUUUGUCCAAUUGGGUUCCUCUUGUUCUUGCAGUUUGGGUAACCAUCCAGUAUGGUAAUUAUCAACAUCGAAUAGCUGUUGAAGACUUGAAUAAGAAGUGGAAGCGAGUUACACUGAGUACUUCGCCAUUAACACCAUUGGAGCACUGUGAGUGGCUAAACAAGCUUUUAAUGGAGAUUUGGUCCAACUACAUGAAUCCAAGGCUUUCAUUAAGGUUCGAAUCUAUUGUUGAGAAACGCUUGAAACAUCACAAAUCAAGACUUAUUGAAAGAGUAGAGUUGCUGGAGUUUUCACUAGGUUCAUCUCCACCUUGGUUGGGUCUUCAUGGGACUUGCUGGUCAACUUUUGGUGAUCAGCGAGUUAUGCGCUUGGGUUUUGAUUGGGACACAACUGACCUCAGCAUUAUGUUACUUGCCAAAGUGGCCAAGCCAUUGUUUGGAACUGCAAAGAUUGUUAUAAAUAGCCUUCACAUUAAGGGUGAUCUUCUCUUGAUGCCGAUUCUGGAUGGGAAAGCAAUUUUGUACUCGUUUAUAUCAACUCCCGAAGUUAGGAUAACGGUUGCCUUCGGCAGUGGAGGAAGCCAAUCACUACCUGCAACAGAGCUGCCUGGUGUCUCUUCUUGGUUGGUUAAACUUUUGACUGAUACCUUAGCUAAGACAAUGGUCGAACCUCGCCGUCAAUGUUUCUCUUUACCAGCCAUAGAUUUAAGGAAGAAGGCUGUUGGCGGUAUUGUCUACGUGACGGUCCUUUCCGCAACUAAACUUUCUAGGAGUAGCUUGAGAGGAAGCCCCUUGAGAAAGCAACCAAGUUCCGGUGUAGAUUGUUUACAACAGCACAUUGACGAUAAAGUUAUGCAGACAUUUGUUGAAGUUGAGUUGGGAGAGCUAACCAGAAGAACUAGUGUAAGGCCAGGCUCCUGUCCUCAAUGGAAUUUAACAUUUAACAUGGUUUUACAUGAUAAUACGGGAACUGUUCGAUUCCAUCUAUACGAGCAUACUCCAGGCAGUGUGACUUGCGAUUAUCUAGCAAGUUGUGAGAUUAAGAUGAAAUACAUUACAGAUGAUUCCACAAUGUUUUGGGCAAUAGGGCCAGACUCGGGUGUAAUAGCUAAGCAUUCUGAAUUUUGCGGCAAAGACGUCGAAAUGGUUCUUCCAUUUGAAGGGGUCGAUGCAGGGGAGUUGACAGUGAAGCUUGUGGUAAAAGAAUGGCAAUUUUCUGAUGGUUCUCUUAGCUUCAACAACUUACGUGUUAGCUCACAACCAUCACUGAGCGGGUCAUCGAAUUUCCUUUCAAGAACUGGAAGGAGAAUUAGUGUAACUGUAGUGGAAGGGAAGGAUCUUAUGACAAAAGACAAGAGCGGAAAGUGUAACCUGUAUGUUAAAUUGCAAUACGGAAAGGUUCUUCAGAAAACAAAGACGGCACAUUCUUUUAAUCCGAAUUGGAACCAGAAGUUUGAGUUUGAAGAAAUAGGAGAUGGUGAAUAUCUGAAGAUAAAAUGCUACACCGAAGAGGUCUUUGGAGAUGACAGCAUUGGCAGUGCUCGUAUAAGUCUCGAGGGACUGGUAGAAGGGUCACCAAGGGAUGUUUGGAUACCUCUUGAAAAAGUGAAUUCCGGAGAAGUAAGGAUCCAGAUAGAAGCAGUUCGGGUUGAGGACUAUGACGGAUCGAGGGGUUCUGCAAAUCAUGGAAAUGGUUGGGUCGAACUUGUGCUUAUCGAAGCAAGAGAUCUAGUAGCUGCCGAUUUAAGAGGGACAAGUGAUCCGUAUGUGAGGGUGCAAUAUGGAAACUUGAAGAGGCGAACAAAGAUCAUGUACAAAACGUUGAACCCUAAGUGGCAUCAAACAUUGGAAUUCCCGGAUGACGGCAGUCCUUUAUUGUUGCACGUCAAAGAUCACAAUGCCUUGCUACCGACAUCGAGCAUAGGUGAUUGUGUUGUAGAAUAUCAGAGAUUGCCCCCAAACGAGAUGGCCGAUAAGUGGAUACCGCUUCAAGGGGUCAAAAGGGGAGAGAUUCACGUGCAGGUUACGAGAAAAGUUCCAGAACUAGAGAAAAGACCUAGUGCGGACCCCGAAUCACCCUUAACGAAAGCUCAUCAAAUAUCAAGCCAGAUGAAACAAAUGAUGAUCAAGCUUCAAUCUUUAAUCGAGGAUAGCAACCUUGAAGGGAUUUCGGCUCCAUUGAGCGAACUCGAAACUCUUCAAGACAUGCAAGAAGAAUACACGGUACAGCUCGAAACUGAGCAGAUGCUUCUCCUGAACAAGAUAAAGGAGCUUGGUCAGGAGUUUUUGAACUCAUCGCCUUCCUAAGCAGAAGAUCUUCUUGAAGUUGAAGCAAUUCACCGUCUGAUAUUGCACGUUAAUAUUAUCGUUCUACCAAUCUAGUUCCCGCUUACCGGAAUGCUUACGCACAAAAGAUCACGUACAUCACAUGCUGCAUAAUAAUCCUCGUAGAUUAGGCAUCACUGCUUCGUAGAUUUGGUUGAUUGAUAGCACUUGUAUUGCUUUUAGGAUGGCAUAAGUCAAACACAAAUGGUAGCUAAGGUCAUGUAUGAUGAGUUGUAUCUCUUAAAUGUACAAGCAAAGAAUUUGUAUUAUAAA